Messenger RNA from Erpetoichthys calabaricus (reedfish), 1318 nucleotides. It is a transcript of the gene rrp36, whose product is annotated as ribosomal RNA processing 36. The coding region runs from base 124 to 1227 and encodes 367 amino acids. The record is from RefSeq and is a predicted model, not a curated record. The transcript is spliced from 8 exons. Gene Ontology annotation, biological process: maturation of SSU-rRNA from tricistronic rRNA transcript (SSU-rRNA, 5.8S rRNA, LSU-rRNA). NCBI's taxonomy places the organism in Eukaryota, Metazoa, Chordata, Cladistia, Polypteriformes, Polypteridae. Gene Ontology annotation, cellular component: 90S preribosome; nucleolus.
ACUGCUGGGUACCAUUACCUGUAUUAGAAGUUAAAUCUCCUUCUGGACACGUGAGGACAAACUAGGCACAGUUUACGUCAAUUACGUUUUGAAUCAAAUCUAAAGUCAAAGUAAAAUCCAACAAUGAAUAAAGGCAAAGGUAAAGCCAGUACUACACACAGACAUCAAAAGCAGAAGCCUGCCUUGCAGAAGAAACACAUUUUCAAAAGCAAAAAAGAUGAGAGCAAUGAGGAUUCAACUGGAACGUCAGAUGAUGAAAUGGAAAAAAACUUCCAGCUGAUACACACAAAAAAUAUUUUGACAAGUGUGGGAUGUAACAGCAAUAGCUGCUCGGAUGAUGAAGUGGACACUGGAGUUAAAGAAAGUAAAUUUAGCUCAGGAUGCGGUAGUGCGGCCAUUGGAAAGAGUGAAGAGGAUGGAGAUUUCGGUAGUAAAUACACAGCUAAUGAGAUGGGACUGUCUGAUACCACGGACAAUGAUGAAAGUGAAGAUGAUGAUGUCUCGGAGUCGAAUCUUUUGGAGAAGCAUUCCAUUUCAGGAACAACUAAUAUGAAAGAACAUGGAGAUAUGGACAUCAAGAAAGAACUUUCAGCAAUGUCAUUUGAAGAAUUAAUCGCAUUCAAAAAUAAAGUUGGGACCAAAGCUUAUGAUCAGGUGGUGCAUGGAACAAAAAACAGCCACGCAAGUGAGAAAAAAAUUAAAAGACUGAACAAAAACCGCCCAAUGGAAAUAUCUGCAAAGAAACCAGUUCCCUUUCUGAGACAAGUAACAGGAUUCAAAAAUAGAACAGCGAGAGAUCCUCGAUUUGAUGACCUUUCAGGAGAAUACAGGCCAGAUAUCUUUGACAAAACAUAUCGCUUCAUUCAUGUAAUAAAAGAAAAAGAGAAAAAGCUUAUAGAGAAUCAACUGAAAAAGAGCAAAGGAACAGAAAAGAAAGAUAAGUUAAAACAUCUUUUAGAAAGAAUGAAAAACCAAGAAAAAGAGAGAGAGAAAAAGCAGACGGAGCAAGAGAAAGAACUGGAAUUUAAGAAGAUACAAAGGGAGCGUGCAAAACAAGGCCAGAAGCCAUUCUUUUUGAAGAAAUCUGACAAGCGUAGAAUGGAUCUGGAAGCUAAAUACGCUCAAUUAAAAAAGAGUGGAAGGCUAGACAAUUUUCUCAGCAAAAAGAGGAAGAGAAACGCCAUAAAGGAUAAGAAAAAACUGCCAUUUGCAAAGAAGGCAAUGUGAUGCUUUUGAUUCCUUGUAGUUAUAUUUUUGUGUGACUUACCCUUCUUGGGAAAUGUUGUAAUUUAAAUGUAAAUAAACUGAAUGUAUUUUA